Monoraphidium neglectum is the source of this 423-nucleotide messenger RNA. Its product is annotated as Photosystem II polypeptide, chloroplastic Flags: Precursor. Gene Ontology annotation, biological process: photosynthesis. The coding region runs from base 1 to 423 and encodes 140 amino acids. Lineage: Eukaryota; Viridiplantae; Chlorophyta; Chlorophyceae; Sphaeropleales; Selenastraceae. Gene Ontology annotation, cellular component: thylakoid membrane; photosystem II oxygen evolving complex; photosystem II. The transcript has 5 exons. The record is from RefSeq and is a predicted model, not a curated record.
AUGGCGCUCGUUAUGCGGAAGGCUGGCCUGGCCACGGCGCUGCCCGUGCGCUCAAGCCGGAGGAUGCUGGUUGUGCGCAACACCGGCGGCGAGCGCACCAACCUGAAUGAGGUCGGCCUCAACAGCGUUGCUGACACCACCGUGCGCAACAACCUCAUGGGCAAGUCCCGCUUCAUGGAGAAGAAGGGCUGGGUCGAUGCCCAGGGCCGCAAGGGCAAGGGCAUCGGCGUGUACCGCUUUGCCAACAAGUACGGCGCCAACGUGGAUGGCUACAGCCCCAUCUACACCCCCGACCGCUGGACCGAGAGCGGUGACUCUUACAAGCUUGGCACCAAGGGCCUCAUCGCCUGGGCCGGCCUUGUGGUGGUGCUCCUCGGCAUCGGGGCGAACCUGAUCAUCUCCACCAGCCAGCUGGGCGCCUAA